Condylostylus longicornis is the source of this 2086-nucleotide messenger RNA. RefSeq lists its product as uncharacterized. The transcript has 9 exons. Gene Ontology annotation, biological process: proteolysis. The coding region runs from base 53 to 2086 and encodes 677 amino acids. NCBI's taxonomy places the organism in Eukaryota, Metazoa, Arthropoda, Insecta, Diptera, Dolichopodidae. The record is from RefSeq and is a predicted model, not a curated record. Gene Ontology annotation, molecular function: serine-type endopeptidase activity.
CUUUACAACAACUUAAAAAAUUGUUUUUGUUUUGCAAUAUUAUUAAUGAACUAUGAGAAAUUCGUUGUUAAUUCUAAUCAUAAUAAAUUUCACAUUACUAUUUUGUUUACCAAUUGAAGAAACGAACGAUUGCAAAAGUAAUAUUCCAGAGUUAGAUGAAUUUAUAACUGGUGGACAUGAAGCUGUACCAAAUUCUUUACCAUAUCAGGUUGCUUUAAGUUUAAGGAAAUAUAAUGGAAUUUCAACAUUAUGUGGAGGAUCUUUAAUAUCAAAUCAAUUUAUUUUAACAGCGGCUCAUUGUUUGAAUAAUACAAGACUAUUAUAUGCAUCGUUAGGGGCACAUGAUUUACGAUUGGAAAGUCUAAGGAUUCAAAUUGAAAAUAAAUAUUUUAAAAUUCAUCCAAAUUUUGAUCCAAUUUUAUUUAAAAAUGAUGUUGCUUUAGUUAAACUUCCUGAACCUGUUGAUUUUAAUGAAAAAAUUCAACCAAUUAAAUUACCACAAAAUGAUAAAGAAAAUUUUGAAAGAACUGGUAUAUCAGCAGUUGCUUCUGGCUGGGGUAAAUAUAGUGAUGACUGUAAAUUUACUUCAUACGUUUUAAGAUAUGUAGAACUUGAAGUUCUAAAUCGACAAAGUUGUUUAGAAUUUUAUAAUACAACUGUACUUAAAGCUGAAAAUUUAUGUACAAAUGGAAGUAAUGGAAAAUCAACAUGUGUUGGAGACUCAGGUGGUCCGUUGAUCGCAUUUAAUUCUAAAAAUGAAAAAAUUCAAAUUGGUAUAUCAUCUUUUGGUAGUCAGGAAGGAUGUGAAAAAGGUUUUCCAGCGGUUUUUACAAAAAUAACAUCAUAUUUAAAUUGGAUUAAUGAAAAUAUUCAGGAUUAUAAGAUGCGAGGAAACCGAAUGCGGCUUCAUCAAAUAUUUUCUGGAUUUCCUAUGACGUUUAAGUGGUGGGUAAAAGAGAAGGAAAUAUCCAGAAAAGUACCAGUUCGGGGUUUUAAAAGAGAUACUGAAGAGAAACCUAUUUGCAAUCAUAAAAGACCAAGGAAACGUAAAACGCCGCAUAAUAAAUUAAUGGGUAGAGCGAUUAUCGAUUGGCAUUAUGUAAAACCAAUGCGUAUUAUGUCGCGUCCAUAUUCAUAUUAUAGUAAUAGUGAUAAAAGUUAUUUUCAACCAUUAACAAUGGAUAUAACAAAAAAUAUUAAUGAAAAUCAUUAUAAUGGUGGUCGUAGUCUUGGUUUCGAACAUGUACAUCGUAAACAUGGUGCUGUUAAAAGGAUUUUUGGUGGUAAUAUUGCAUUACAUAAUUCAUUUCCAUAUCAAGUUGGAUUAUUAUUAAGAGGUCCAAGAGGAUUAAAUUGGUGUGGUGGUUCAUUAAUAUCUGAGGAUUAUGUUGUUACAGCAGCUCAUUGUAUUGAUAUGGCACAAAAAACACUUGUAUUUCUUGGUAGCUAUGAAAUUAAAAAUCCAAAUGAAGCUGGUGCUAAACGUAUUGAAGUUUUAAGUUCACAUUUUAUUGUACAUCCUGGAUGGAAUCCAAGACGUUUAAUACAUGAUAUUGGUUUAAUAAGAUUUCCACAGCCAAUUGUUUUUACAGAUUCAAUACAACCAAUUAAAUUACCAAAUCGAAAUAAGAUAACAUCUUAUGAAGGUCAAAUUGGUGUUGCAUCAGGAUGGGGACGAUUUCAAACAUCCUCACCCACAAUUUCAUAUUUUUUACGAUAUGUUGAAUUACCGAUAAUUAGUCAAGCUUCAUGUUUAUCAAAUUAUCCAUUUUUAUUACAACCAUCAAAUAUUUGUACAAGUGGAGCAAAUGGUAAAUCAACAUGUACUGGUGAUUCUGGUGGUCCAUUAACAGUUGAAGAAGAUGGUAAAAAAAUUCUUAUUGGAAUUACAUCAUUUGGAAGUGUAUUUGGUUGUGAAAAAGGUUUUCCAGGAGUUUAUACACGUAUAACAUCAUAUUUAGAUUGGAUUUCAGAUAUUACUGGAAUUGGAUAUGAUACAAAAACAAAAUCUGAAGAAAGUGAAGAAGAAAUUUCAAUUGAAAAUGAAUCUGGUGGUGGAGAUAUUGAUUUUGGUUUAUCAGCAUAA